Molecule: messenger RNA, 2343 nt
Organism: Chelmon rostratus (copperband butterflyfish)
Lineage: Eukaryota; Metazoa; Chordata; Actinopteri; Chaetodontiformes; Chaetodontidae
Gene: mapk12a
Product: mitogen-activated protein kinase 12a
Exons: 13
Coding region: 182-1306 (374 amino acids)
Biological process (GO): intracellular signal transduction; protein phosphorylation
Cellular component (GO): cytoplasm; nucleus
Molecular function (GO): ATP binding; MAP kinase activity
Source: RefSeq, a predicted model, not a curated record
AAUGUGCGCACCCACCGUCGCAAUUCAAAGCCAUGUUGUCAGCCCAGUAGGCCAUUAUUCACAUUCCAGUCUCAUUUUCACCUUCCUGGCAGUGUAGGCCUCCUGCAGGUCCCGGGAGUGGCUUUUGGUGACCUAAGGGUGCGCCCUGAGCUGCUGACACACAGCUGCGCAAUGAUCGAGAAUGAGCCUCCGAGUGGGAUCUAGGACAAUGGUAAAUAGGAUGUCUAAGCGAGUCAGGCCCGGCUAUUACCGCCAAGAAGUCAACAAAACCUCGUGGGAAGUACCGGAGCGCUACCGGGAUCUGAGGCAGGUGGGGACGGGGGCGUAUGGGACGGUAUGCUCAGCAGUGGACUCCAGAACAGGCAGCAAAGUGGCCAUCAAGAAGCUGUACAGACCUUUCCAAUCGGAACUCUUUGCCAAGCGGGCUUACAGGGAGCUGAGACUUCUCAAACACAUGAAACACGACAAUGUGAUUGGCCUAUUAGAUGUGUUUACUGCUGACAUCUCUCUGGACAUAUUCCAUGACUUUUAUCUGGUGAUGCCAUUCAUGGGAACAGAUCUGGGGAAGCUGAUGAAGCUGCAGAGGCUGUCAGAAGAAAAGAUUCAAUAUUUGGUUUAUCAGAUGCUCAAAGGGCUGAAGUAUAUUCAUUCUGCUGGUAUAAUUCACAGGGACCUCAAACCAGGAAAUCUUGCCAUCAACCAAGACUGUGAGCUCAAGAUCCUGGACUUUGGUUUAGCGCGGCAGGCAGACAGUGAGAUGACGGGGUACGUGGUGACUCGCUGGUACAGAGCCCCAGAGGUCAUCCUGAGCUGGAUGCACUACACUCAGACUGUGGACAUUUGGUCUGUGGGCUGCAUCAUGGCAGAGAUGCUGCAAGGAAAACCUCUUUUUAAAGGCACAGACCACCUAGACCAGCUAAGCGAGAUCAUGAAGACCACAGGAACACCAACGCAGGAAUUUAUAUCAAAACUAGAAUCUGAAGACGCCAAAAGCUACAUCAAAAGUCUUCCGAAAAUGGAAAAGAAAGACCUUCGGAAGAUGCUUUCCACAAAUAAUCCACAAGCUGUGUCUGUACUGGAGUGCAUGUUAUUGCUGGAUCCAGAGAGCAGGGUCACCGCUGCAGAGGCCCUCAAACUGCCGUUCUUCACCGAGUUCAGAGAACCAGAGGAGGAAACGGAAGCGCAGCCAUACGACCACUCGCUAGACAACACAGACCUACCCCUGGGCCAGUGGAAACGUCACACCUUCACUGAGAUCUUGACCUUCCAACCAGUUGUGCCAGAAUCCAAGGAAACCUCACUCUGAGACAGGAAGAGUUGGCUGUGCAGCCUGGGGACCAGAACAAACUAACAUGUCUCCUUUUCUAUCUCAAGUGGAAAAACUCUUUGAUCACAUGGCUUAAUGAAUACCAGAGGUGUGCAAGUACAAGCUUGUCUUUUGGUCAUUCCAGCUGUGGAUUUGUCUUUAUCUUUCAGCAUCAUGUUCGUCUGGUAGCUUCGAUUCUGACUGUAGGAUCAGACCUUCUCAGCGUGUCCUGAGUGCUGAGUAUGCUAGUUCAGUUGCUGUGCAUCCAAUUGUAAUAUUCUUUAAUGAGUAACUAAGUCAUCAACGAGUUCUGGGUUAUGAGUUUGUAUUAUUUGAGCUACUUGUCCGAGUGGUACAUACGUUCUCUGAGUUCUUUACCAAAUACAUCACUACCUAACAGUUGGUGUCAAGUACAAAUCAAGAAAUGGUAGUAGACAUAUUUUACGUAAAGAUGCAUAAUUUGAGUGUCAUUUGUCUCAGUGGUAUAAGCAUAAUUUAAAGGUAACGGAACAUUUCAUCAUGCUGCAAAGAAAACCUAGUUUAAGAUAUAGAAAAUUACUUAGAUUGGCAGUAAUUUUUUUGUAAUAUAUUGUUUUGGGACAUAGCUUCCCCUGCGUUGACUAGAUAGAUAGAUAGAUACUUUAUUAAUCUCCAAAGAGAAAUUUACAGUUCCAGCAGCUCAAAGGGUGGAAACACAAGAGCAUGCAAAAUAAUAAUACAUGUCUCUAAAUGACAUUUGAUUGGAAUUUUUUUUUUCGUGUGCGUAUGUGUGCGUGUGUGUAGUCUAUAUGUCUGAUUUUACCUUGUUAUUCCUCCCACUGGCCUUAUAAUAACUACACAACAAAAAUACUGCGAAGCUGCUAGUCAUACAAAAUCCAUCUCAGCUCAGCAAUUACAUUUUAAUGUCAUACCAAAAACUGAUGUCUCUCACAUCUGAUUAUGUUGAUUUUUAAACAGAAAAUUGCAUAAAACACAUGAUCCAUGUUGAUUUGUAAAUGUACACGAGGCAUUUUUUAUUAAUAAAGAUUCUCAUUUUC